GUGUGUGUGUGUGUGUGAAUAUUAAUAUGCUGCUGUGGUGGACUGGCCUCAGACAUGUCUCAACCUGUCCUCUCAAGAAUGCUGCAAACUGGAGCCUUUAUACGAAAACCUGACAGCGAUGGAGACAUAACAUUUGGCUUUUUUAGUUGUCAUUAAUGGGGCACACCCGUCUGUAAAGGUUUAGGGGCUGUGAGUGGCAUCAGCCCAUAUAUAAAGUAUUAUGAGGGCCUGUCGUAUGACAGGGAGGAUCUUCACAGGAUGCACCUGAGAGCCAGAAGAGCCACGCAAUCUCAUGAAUACACACUGCAGCUGGACUUCACAGCUUUCCACAGAACUUUCCGGCUGUAUUUGAAACGCGACGCAGGAGCGUUCUCAGAAGAUUUCACGGUGGUCAGUGAGAAUGGCUCCACAUCAGCUGACGUCUCCCACAUAUACUCAGGAACCCUCGAGGGUGAACAUGGUUCAGCCUGCCAUGGCUCUGUGUUACAGGGUCAGUUUGAGGGAUCGAUCCACACAGACAACGGGACUUAUCACAUAGAGCCGGUUCAAAGAUACACCAGCAGAGAAACAGAUCACCACUCUAUAAUCUACCAUGAGGAUGACAUGGUCCUGCCGUCCAUGAGAACCAGCCCUGAUGGAUUCUGCGGUGCAGAACAUCUAAACGUCCUCGCCCAAAGCCUCAGAGCCAGUGAGGAGGCACCAGCGAGCCGGCUGAAGAGAACAGUGGAUGAGUCAAAGACCAGCUGCCUGCUCCACCUCCAUGCUGACCACCUCUAUUACAAGAGGUUCAAGUCUGUGGAGGCUGUUGUGGCUCAGGUUUCCAACUACAUGCGAGCUGUUAAUGACGUCUUCGACAAGGUGGACUUUGAUGGAAUAAAACUGAUCAACUUCAAAGUGAAAUCCCUCAGGGUGAUGACUGAGGAGGAUAAGAACGAUCCCCUGUAUCCUCUGUACAUCGGGCCAGAGAAACUGUUGAGUCUGUACUCUGAGAACAACUGGGGCAACUUCUGUCUGUCCUACCUGCUCACUAACAGAGACUACAGCGGCGUCCUGGGGCUCGCCUGGGAGGGCAAGGCCGGUAACUGGGGAGGAAUAUGUUCUCAGCAGAGGACCCUUCGUAACGGCGGGCGCUCCACACUGAACACGGGUCUGGUCACCAUUCAGAACUACGGAGAGUUCCUGCCCCCUCGACACGUCCAGCUGACCUUCGCCCACGAGCUCGGACACAGCCUGGGAUCACCACACGAUGAGGGCUUGAACUGCGGGAACCUCGGGUCGAAUGGCGGUGAAGGCAGGUACCUGAUGUUCCCUCACGCCACGGACGAGGUGCGCGAAAACAACGACAAGUUCUCGCCCUGCAGCGUGGAACACAUCAGCAAGAUCCUGAAUCUCAAGAAGGACGACUGCUUUGUGGUCAGCGAUCAGCCCAUCUGUGGAAACCAGAUUGUGGAGGAAGGUGAGGAGUGUGACGUGGGCCAAAAUGAUACAGACCUCUGCUGCUUCAGUGCCAAGCAGCCUGUUGGAGUCCAGUGUCGCCUCAAGCAGGGUAAAGUCUGCAGUCCGAGUCAGGGCCUGUGCUGCAGUCAGGACUGCCAGUUCAAGCCGGCGGAUCAGACCUGCGACGAGGAGACCGACUGUCAGAAAGUGAGCGUGUGUUCAGGCGUCUCGCCGCUCUGCCCCGAGCCAAGCGCCAAGGAAAACCUGACAGUCUGCAGUCAGGGCACGCGCGUCUGCAUGAACGGGGUCUGUUCUGAGUCUGUGUGUGUGAAGCACAGUCUGCAGCAGUGUGACUGUCCAGGAGACUCCAUGAAGGAGAAAUGCCACAUGUGCUGCCAGCAGCCUGAUAAGCCAGAGACGUGUGCCAGCACCACCUCCUCUGUGCUGUCACGUCACUUCCAGAGAAAGGCGCUGGCAUUGGCCAGUGGGGCUCCUUGUUCGGGGAACAAGGGGUACUGCGACAAAUUCAACAUGUGUCGUCUGCUGGAUGCGGACGGCCCCAUCGCAAGACUGAAAAACUCCUUUCUCAACUUGGAUGACUUUGAUGACAUAGCUGAAUGGAUGAAGGCUCACUGGUGGGCCAUCCUGCUGGUUAUCCUGACUCUGUCCGCAGUGAUGGGCUGCACCGUCUGCCUCUGUGGCCGCAAACUGGACACCGAUGACCUGGAGUGAACUCCUCCUUCUGAUCCCCGCCACCAUCAUGAUGACAGAUGUAAAAGGAUUAAUUUAUCUGGGAUUUUUAAGUGUCAUGGUCACGUUGAGGAGGUUGUUUGCACAUGCGAGUGUCCUGUGAUGCACGUGGAAAACAUCGCUGUUGCUGCCAACCGUGAAGUCAGUCGACCCCUCCUUCACGUCACAUCAGUCACCUACAGCGAUUUUAAAGCGUCCCUGCAAAGACUGAUGGGACUCUCCCCCAUGUUGCCCUGCAGUUUGCUUGCUGUUGUAUUUGUGUUUAAGUGCUAAUUUAAGCCUUGAUGACAAUCCAGCUGUCCUGCACAGUGACUAUGAAUUACUGGUCCUCUUUACACGACCUUUGGUCUAAAUGCUGUCAUUUAAAUGUCAUUUUCAUUAUGUGUUUACAAAGAAAAAGGAUGCUCAGGUUAAAGGUGAUAAAGUGAUAGUUAACACGUUGGAUGUGCAAAUGAGUGUUUGUUAACCACUUAUGAUUUACAGUGAUUCAAAGUACUCAGAUGCUGUACUUAAGUGCAAUUUUGAGGUAGUUUACCGUACUUUCAUUUUAUAUUUUAAGCAACUUUGUACUUUUUGUCCACUUAACUUCAGAGGGAACUUCUGUUCUUGUUAUCCCACAAUUUCUAUUUAUGUUUUUUGUAAAUAAAGAUUUAUAUACAUGA
Acanthopagrus latus (yellowfin seabream) is the source of this 2849-nucleotide messenger RNA. RefSeq names its product disintegrin and metalloproteinase domain-containing protein 10. Bases 259 to 2169 code for a protein of 636 amino acids. The transcript is spliced from 15 exons. The record is from RefSeq and is a predicted model, not a curated record. Lineage: Eukaryota; Metazoa; Chordata; Actinopteri; Spariformes; Sparidae. Gene Ontology annotation, cellular component: plasma membrane. Gene Ontology annotation, molecular function: metalloendopeptidase activity. Gene Ontology annotation, biological process: membrane protein ectodomain proteolysis; Notch signaling pathway.